This is a messenger RNA of Photinus pyralis (common eastern firefly), 901 nucleotides long. Its product is annotated as ATP synthase mitochondrial F1 complex assembly factor 2. Gene Ontology annotation, biological process: mitochondrial proton-transporting ATP synthase complex assembly. NCBI's taxonomy places the organism in Eukaryota, Metazoa, Arthropoda, Insecta, Coleoptera, Lampyridae. The transcript has 4 exons. Gene Ontology annotation, cellular component: mitochondrion. The record is from RefSeq and is a predicted model, not a curated record. The coding region runs from base 87 to 896 and encodes 269 amino acids.
AUGCGCAAUUGUAAGGAGAGGAGGUUGAACAUGUGAUUUGUAUUUUGUUCAUCAUAACCUCUUUCUUUUGCAAAUUUGAAAAUAAAAUGUCGCCGAUAUUACAACCAUUUCAUACCGUAUAUUCGAAAAUUUCACUAAAUUUAAUAAUGAGGUUUUAUGCUACAAGGAAGAGAUUCUAUCGGAAAACUGGAAUUUUAUUCAGUGAUGGCAAGUACGAAAUUACAUUGGACCAGCGUAAGCUUAAAACACCGAAGGGUAACUUAUUUUCUGUAAGUAGUGAACCACUUGCAUUAGCAGUUGCUGCAGAAUGGGAUUCACAAAAAGAUAUAAUUAAGCAAAGUAAUAUGCAUUUGAGUACAUUAUGUAACACUGCAAUCGAUAAUCCUAACAAUUUAUCAAAAUACGAUAUGGUUAAUUAUAUUUUAAAUUCUUUAGAUACAGAUUUAAUACUAUUCCAUUCACAUGAAAAUGACGAACUAUAUAAACUCCAAGUGGCCGAAUGGGAUCCUAUUAUACAAUGGUUUUGCGAUAAAUUUCAGGUGGAUUUACAAAAAUCACGAAGUAUGGAAUCUCCUACAAUUUCACCAGAAACAAAAGCAGUCGUGUACAGACAUUUAAUUGCUUACAAUUUUGAAUGUGUAAAUGGAUUCGUUUACGCAAUAGACACACUUAAGUCUGUGUUAUUAACGGUAGCAUGUGUUGAACGCUCUUUAACACCCGAAAAGGCUGCCUUGCUGUCGAGGUUAGAAGAGGAAUGUCAAUUACAAAAAUGGGGACGUGUAGAAUGGGCACAUGAUCUUAGUCAACAAGAUCAGCAAGCAAGAGUUGCGGCAACUAUGUUAUUUAUAUACUUUAAUUCAACCUCAUGGAUAAAACAAAAUAAAACUAUAGGUUAAGUUGA